Molecule: messenger RNA, 957 nt
Organism: Drosophila arizonae
Lineage: Eukaryota; Metazoa; Arthropoda; Insecta; Diptera; Drosophilidae
Gene: SMC5
Product: structural maintenance of chromosomes 5
Biological process (GO): double-strand break repair via homologous recombination
Cellular component (GO): nucleus; Smc5-Smc6 complex
Molecular function (GO): single-stranded DNA binding; ATP hydrolysis activity
Source: RefSeq, a predicted model, not a curated record
UUCAGACAUGCGAAGGCUAUAUUAGAGAAGGAUAAAAUCAGGAACACGUUAAAAGACAUUGAUAAUGAAUUCGAUCGCCUGCAAAUUGUUCUCCGCCAAGAAGGAGAUGAAAAAAAGAAAAUUGAACAGAAAUUAUCUCAUUUUAGUAAUUUGGCCGAUGAAAUAAAAAAGCUCCAAUCAAAAGUGAACACUAUCAAUCAAUCAUUUGCUUCUUUGGACCAGAUCAAACAAAAAUUUCAAAACUCUGUGUUAUCGGAUUUCAGAACAAUUUUUGAAAUCGAGCAAAACAUACUUAAGUCGUUAAAGCUUACAGAUAAAUUAAUUGAAGGAAGAAAAGUUAAUCAUAUAUUGGAAAGGGCCCAUUUACAACAACAUGCGUCUCAAAUUAAUAAGCUAAAGGAGAGGGAAGAUCAGUUCUCAAAAGCCUCUACAUUAGUCAACAGGUUGACAGUAUUAGUACAAAUUACAUCACAACAAAUCGACUCUAAAGCUGUGGAAUUGCGGUGCCUCUGCAAUGGAAAUCUACCAUCAAAUAAUGAUUUUCCAUUUAAAACUGAUUUUGAAAAGAUAAGAAAUCUUAGCCUGGAACAGAUUUAUGAAGCAAUUCUUGACUAUCAAGCUAGAUUAGAUUGUAUGAAAAAUUUAAAUUCAGAGGUAAUUGCGGAGUUUCGACAUCGCCAAGCCGAGGUAGAGGAAUUAAGGAAAACAAUUGAAGCCAAAUCAACCCAAGAAAAAAAUUUAGAUGCUGUAAUGAUUACUUUAUACAACAAGUGGGAACCACAACUCACAAAAUUGAUUGAGACAAUAAACAAAAAGUUCAGUGAGUUUAUGGAGUCUUUAUCGUAUGUUGGCGAAGUGAUUUUAUCAAGAAAGGAUAAGGUAUUGAUUUUGAUUCUUAUGGAAUUCAAAUAAUGGUCAAAUAUAGAAAGGACGCAAAAUUACAAACCUUGGACAAAU